Trichoderma aggressivum f. europaeum is the source of this 2094-nucleotide messenger RNA. RefSeq lists its product as uncharacterized. The coding region runs from base 1 to 2094 and encodes 697 amino acids. Gene Ontology annotation, molecular function: fatty acid synthase activity; phosphopantetheine binding. The record is from RefSeq and is a predicted model, not a curated record. Gene Ontology annotation, biological process: fatty acid biosynthetic process; secondary metabolite biosynthetic process. NCBI's taxonomy places the organism in Eukaryota, Fungi, Ascomycota, Sordariomycetes, Hypocreales, Hypocreaceae. The transcript is spliced from 5 exons.
AUGCUAUCGACGUGUCCACCGUGGGAGACCGCGCCGGCGGUACGACUGAAGGGUUCGACCACGGCAUUCCUCUCCGCUGGUCAUUUAGAGCACAACCCUGCCAUCAACGUCAUUGCGUUGUCUACUACUCACGGAUCUACCAUUAGCGUCACUUUUGCUUGCGUUUUCAAGGUCUCCGAGGGAUCAAGCGGUACGAAGAACUUGGACGAGCUGUUUCAUGAUCAGCCCCUUGACUUUUUCAUCAUGUUCUCGUCCCUUGUCAGUAUUGUCGGUAACCGUGGUCAGUCCAACCAUGUCGCGGCAAACUUGUUCUUGUCCACCAUUGCCGAGCAGCGGAGGCGAAGAGGGCUUGCGGCAUCUGUCAUCCACAUUGGCAUGGUGUUGGGAGUUGGCUACGUGUCAUCAACUGGCGUCUACGAGAGGACCUUGCGCCAAUACAAUUACAUGCCAAUCACGGAGCAGGACUUGCUCGAUAUAUUUUCCGAGGCGAUCGUGGUUGGCCGGCUGGAGUCUGAGAACUCACCAGAUCUCAUUACCAGCUUGAACCGCUACAGCCGACGUGAAGAUGUCCAUCGACCAUUUUGGCUCGAGGAUCUAAAGUUCUGCCGUCAUACGCUCAGCGAAGUCCGCCAGGCCGAAUCCACAACGACAAGCAACAUGUCACUGGCGCAGCGGCUCGCCCAGGCAACAAGCUCUGAGGAAGCUGAGGGACUCAUUCAGGAAAGUUUCUGCACCAAGCUUGAGAGGAUGCUACAAGCAGCCAAGGGAUCUAUCCAGGUGUCGCAAUCACUAAUGAACCUGGGUGUCGAUUCCCUGGUUGCUGUAGAGAUUGGUUCUUGGUUCUUGAAGGAGCUAGAUGUUGACGUGCCAGUUCUCAAGAUCCUCAGCGGGGCCUCAGUGACGGAUCUCUCCAAAAAGGCUGCCAGCAAGGUAGCGUUUGGUUCUGGAGCAAGCAAUGACGUGACUCCACCAACGAUUGUCGCUGAAAAGGUCUACUCCCCCCAUUCAAUUACGCCGUCUGUUUUCGACGAAUCGAGAUCACGAGCCGUCUUCGGAUCAACGAUUUUCGAGUUGCUUUCCAAGACGAACGUCCCAUUGAAGGCUGAUUUUUCGGAUGUGACUUUUGAUCUUGACUACAAGACGGGCACAACAGUGCAGCGUGAGUUUUCGAAUAUACGCAAUCAUGCAUUCGACCUUGAGAACGGAGAAAACAUGAGGGCUGUUAUCAUUGCAGAGUCACACUCCAAGCACUUCUUCAUACUCGGCUUCCAUCACCUUGCUUUUGAUGGAUUCAGCGCCCAAAUGUUGGUUAAGUAUUUGGCAAUGGCCUAUGUAGGACUACCUUUGAGCCAUCUGAAGCACUGGUAUAUUGACUUCGCCAACAGGGAAAAGACGCUCACAUGGAGUGAUGAUCUUGAGUACCGGAACCCUGUGUAUUCUGGACUGCUGGAGACCUUGCCAUUGUUCGGUUUACUGAGACCAAGGCUCGCAUCCCUUUUACCGAAUCAAAUCAACACCGAUCAUGAUUUGCAGACUAUCUUCGCUACUUACACACAUCUCCUUGAUGUCUUGUCGCGCGAGCUCAACAUGAAUGUGAACGCGGUUGAGCUUUCUCCCCCCACAAGUCAAGAUCUCAGCCUACAGCUUGCUUGUGGCGAGACAUAUCAUGAUAUAAACAAGCCACUUGUUCGGCGAUUUGAAACUUCUGCGUCGCUGGUUUCCAUCUCCAAGGCUGCCUCGGGGACUGCACCGGUUGAUGCUGCACUGGUUGAUGCUGCACUGGUUGAUCCAGGUUCUACCGGUUAUAUCCUAUAUACAAGUGGUACGAUCGGCAUUCCAAAGGGAGUCAUGCUUUCCCACUCCAAUCUCAUCUACCACAUCGCCGGUGUUUAUAAAAAGCACGGCCUGGAACAGGACAUAGUUUUGCAGCUCUCUUCGCUUGGAUUUGAUCUGUCUCUGACGCAGAUAUGCCAGGCCUUCUUCUCCGGCAGCACCCUUGUCAUUGCUUUGAAGGAUACUCGACAAGAUCCCGUGCAAAUUGUCAAACUCAUGCUUGAUGAAAAGAUUUACCUACACUCGGAUGACAUCAACUGA